CAGCACUGUACUCGUACAGUCACUUUUGUGACGGCACUGUACUCGUACAGUCACUCUCGUGACGGCACUGUACUCGUACAGUCACUCUCGUGACGGCACUGUACUCGUACAGUCACUCUCGUGACAGCACUGUACUCGUACAGUCACUCUCGUGACAGCACUGUACUCGUACAGUCACUCUCGUGACAGCACUGUACUCGUACAGUCACUGUCGUGACAGCACUGUACUCGUACAGUCACUGUCGUGACAGCACUGUACUUGUACAAUCACUCUCGUGAGCACUGUACUUGUACAGUCACUCUCGUGACAGCACUGUACUCGUACAGCCACUCUCGUGACAGCACUGUACUCGUGACAGCACUGUACCCGUACAGUCACUUUCGUGACAGCACUGUACUCGUACAGUCACUCUCGUGACAGCACUGUACUCGUGACAGCACUGUACUCGUACAGUCACUCUCGUGACAGCACUGUACUCGUACAGUCACUCUCGUGACAGCACUGUACUCGUAAGUCACUUUCGUGACAGCACUGUACUCGUACAGUCACUUUCGUGACAGCACUGUACUUGUACAGUCACUUUCGUGACAGCACUACUUGUACAGUCACUUUCGUGACAGCACUGUACUUGUACAGUCACUCUCGUGACAGCACUGUACUUGUACAGUCACUCUCGUGACAGCACUGUACUUGUACAGUUACUCUCGUGACAGCACUGUACUUGUACAGUCACACUCGUGACAGCACUGUACUUGUACAGUCACACUCGUGACACCACUGUACUUGUACAGUCACUCUCGUGACAGCACUGUACUUGUACAGUCAUUCUCGUGACAGCACUGUACCCGUGCAGUCACUGUCGUGACACCACUGUACCCGUACAGUCACUCUCGUGACAGCACUGUACUCGUACAGUCAUUCUCGUGACAGCACUGUACUCGCACAGUCACUCGUGACAGCACUGUACUCGUACAGUCACUCGUGACAGCACUGUACUUGUACAGUCGCUCUCGUGACAGCACUGUACUUGUACAGUCACUCUCGUGACAGCACUGUACUUGUACAGUCACACUCGUGACAGCACUGUACUUGUACAGUCACUCUCGUGACAGCACUGUACUCGUACAGUCACUCUCGUGACAGCACUGUACUCGUACAGUCACUCUCGUGACAGCACUGUACUCGUACAGUCACUCUCGUGACAGCACUGUACUCGUACAGUCACUCUCGUGACAGCACUGUACUCGUACAGUCACUGUCGUGACAGCACUGUACUCGUACAGUCACUGUCGUGACAGCACUGUACUCGUACAGUCACUCUCGUGAGCACUGUACUCGUACAGUCACUCUCGUGAGCACUGUACUCGUACAGUCACUCUCGUGACAGCACUGUACCCGUACAGUCACUCUCGUGGCAGCACUGUACCCGUACAGUCACUCUCGCGGCAGCACUGUACCCGUAAGUCACUCUCGCGACAGCACUGUACCCGUACAGUCACUCUCGCGACAGCACUGUACCCGUACAGUCACUGUCGUGACAGCACUGUACCCGUACAGUCACUGUCGUGACACCACUGUACCCGUACAGUCACUGUCGUGACACCACUGUACUCGUACAGUCACUCUCGUGACGGCACUGUACUCGUACAGUCACUCUCGUGACGGCACUGUACUCGUACAGUCACUCUCGUGACGGCACUGUACUCGUACAGUCACUCUCGUGACGGCACUGUAGCCGUACAGUCACUCUCGUGACGGCACUGUACCCGUACAGUCACUCUCGUGACGGCACUGUACUCGUACAGUCACUCUCGUGACAGCACUGUACUCGUACAGUCACUCUCGUGACACCACUGUACUCGUACAGUCACUCUCGUGACACCACUGUACUCGUACAGUCACUGUCGUGACACCACUGUACUUGUACAGUCACUGUCGUGACACCACUGUACUUGUACAGUCACUGUCGUGACACCACUGUACUUGUACAGUCACUGUCGUGACACCACUGUACUCGUACAGUCGUGACGGCACCUAUUUUGAGAUUUUGGGAUUGUGCUGACUUGAGAUGUCCUGCACGGGGACGCAGUGUAAAUAAUAUACUGAUGAUGCUGUAUACAAAGUAUUGCUAUUGUGCUUUAGAGGCUGUGUUGGUUGCAAACUUAUCACGGUUGGCUACGUAUGUUGCGAAACAAGCUAUAAAUACAUGAAUUCUUAGCUUUGAUAAGUAAAGGUGACACUGGGUGAGACCGAAUCUUCUUCGGGUGGCCAGCUGCUUGGAUUGGACCCCUGGGCAGUCUGGGAAUCGGGUCUCUUCGGGUGACGGGAAUUUACUUGUGCCGAGAUCUCGCAGCGGCGGUGUGAACUUUAUUGCGAUUUACAACGCAGUUCUGAUGUACCUUGGGUUGACUGAAAAAAACCCAAAAUCUGGAUUUGGUUUACAGUGCAAUAACGGUCGCCGAUGUAUUUCUUGAUGGCACGCCACGCACAAGGUCUAUCUGAGACAAAACCCCAGAGCGCCAGUGGAGAUGACAACAAUUGUGAUAUUUUGCAAGCUGCUGGUGUCGGCUCUGACGGUGCAUUGAGGCUGGCGACGCCGCUGCCGCCGCCGCUCCGUCGAUUCCUGGGCAAGGCGGUGCACGGCAAGGGGGGUCGGGUUGGCUAUGGACGCUGAACAACUGAAGAGGAGCGUGCGGCAGCUGGUGACCAGCCACGUGGAGGUUGGCCUCCUGUUUAAGGAGAUUGCAGACCUUGGUUUAAGCAAUGACAUUUUGAGCACGGAUCCUGGACGUUUAAAGGCCCCUGCGGUCAUCGGCUGUGCAGUUUCAGGGAUGCAGGAGAUCGUUAAGGAGCAAGUGGCAGUCACAGGUCUCUGUGGUGAUGUCCUGGCCGCAAAGCUCCUGGCUGCCGAAGUGCUGAGCAUUCUGGGAGUGCGCAAGCCCACACGGAGCGACAUGGCCCACACCCCACAAGACCACACCAAGUGUCAGGCGCUGCUGGAGCCCGAGCAGAGAACGAGGCUUGUGGCGGUGCUGGGCGCGUGCUCAGAGCUGCUGAAGACCACGGGGCUCAGCCGGCCUCACUUCCUGCAUCAGCUGCAGCAGCAACAGCUGGGGUGUGUGCCGCUGGAGCUGCUGUGGUGCCUUCACGUCGCGGACGUCGUCCCCCUGCACCACUCCCUGGCCAGCUGGAGUGACGAUGCAGCAGCUGCAGUGCGGAGCUGCGUGGCCUCCUCGCUGCUGGAGCUGCUGAGCGUCGUGCCCGGCGGCACCGAGAACCCUCGGCGCGAGACGCUGCAAGGACUUCUGGUCGAACUGGUCCGGGUUGGGUAUGGAGAUGCCGGCCAGGAGACAGGUCAACAGGUUUGUGUUCAGAUACUGGAUCUACUCCUACACGGCUGCACGGCGGAGCUCGUGAGCGGCGCGCCACCGCCGGCCCCGGCUCGACGCCUUCCCAGGCUGAACCCCUGGGAGCUCGUCGCCCUGAGUCCUUCCGUGCCUCUCCCCGCACUGCGCACAUUCUGCUCGCGCCACCUCUCUCUCCUCCUCAGCCACGACCCCCGGCUCAAAGUUGCCGACGCUGUGUCUCGGCAGGCAGAGUGGAGCUUUGCAAAGAUGCCGCCGUUUCUUUUUGAUAUUUAUAGACAGCUGAUGCUGCCGUUCGGCGUGGAGGAGCUGAUACCUCAGUUUGAGAGCAUCCUGGGUACACAGGAGUUGAACUGGCCGGCCGUGCUGUCCUGUGUCUCCGCACUGCUCGCGUGCUUCCCAAAGGCCCACGUCCUGCUGCAAGACAUGCUGCGGAGGCUGCUGACGCAGGCGUUCUGCAGUUACGAGGUGGAGAGCCUCGUUCUGGCGCUGCUGCUGGCACGCCAGGCAGCGUUGGGUGCCGCUGGGGGGUUUACCAGCUACACGCGGUGGUUCCAGAGCUCGUUCGGUGACGCCAAAGGGUUCCACGUGGGCAGCAAGAAGUCGCUGUUGUUCCUCCUCAAGUUCCUGUCGGAGCUGGUGCCAUUUGAGCCUCCACACUACCUCAAGAUUCACAUCCUAAACCCCCCGUUUGUGGAGCUGAAGCAACGCGCUGCGCUGAUGGAAUACGUGUCCCUGGCGAGGACCAGGCUCGUCGACCUCAAGGAGCCCAUAGAGGAGAUGGGUCUCUACGCUGACCCAGUCGAAGACCGUCGCGUGCAGGACGGAUCGAGCGCCCAUCACAUGGAGGAUGACGUGGAGAAGACGCUGGUGGCAUUUGAGCGCACGGGAAAGAUCCCGUCUAGUGUCAUGGAGGCGAGCAUUUUCAGGAGGCCAUAUUUCCUGAUGCGCUUCUUGCCAGCCCUGCUGAAAACGCGCCGUCUUCCUGACGACCCAGAUGUUCGCAUGGUCUUCAUCGAGGCCAUGAGGAGAGCCGACAAGAUUCCCAGCCACAUGUUCAGAGCCUACGUGGAGGCAUGCAGCAUGGCCGAGAUCCAGCAGCAGCACGGGCAGCAGGACACGUUGCCCGUGGGAGGAGUUCCCUCUGAACCGAUGGACGUCGUGCGGCAGAGCCUGGAGUCACUCCCCUCUGUCGCCUCCCUUGCAGCCAGGAGCCCGGACACACAGGACGCAGUGUCACAUCUCGUGCUGCUUGUGGAUGAGUACCUGCGGGAGCUGCAUGGGGCCGAUCCUCCCCAGGAGCUCCGCCUGGGCCCUGUUGCCAAGGAGCACCUUCAGUUGGUCGACCUGCUUCUCAACAGCUUCUGCAAGGCGGUGACUGGUGUCUGUGCCAUGCACCACGACUUCAGGCUGCCUGACUGGAGUUGCCGGUUCGUGUUGAUGCUCGCGGGCCUGAGCUGGCUUCACAAGCCGCUACUCAGCAGAGUGUGGGCCCUCCUCCUCAAACAGGGCCAGCAGCUAAGCGAUUGCCACAUACUGGGCCUGGCCGCUUUGCUGGCGCUCAUGCACCGGUACUGCAGCUCCUUCCCGCCCGUGACAGCCCUGCCUGCAUCCGCUGCCACCGACCCUGCAGAGCCGCUCCUGCAGGCCGUGCCGUUCACGGAGUGCGUGGGCGCGGCGCUGCCCUGUAGCUCCGCCGUGGAGAUGCUCCUCUCGUUGCGGCUGUGCACGGCACUGCUCUCCUUCUCUCUUUCCGGUGCCGGCGCUGAGGACACCACGCUGAGCAAGAACUUCACUAAGAAGUUCCUCUUUCUUGCCGACCGAGUGAGUUUUCCUCGGAAAAAGGGGACAUCAGCGGAUGGAUCUCCCUCCCUGCAUCUUGAUCCCUUUUUACCACAGCUGGCCAAGCUGCCGCACAUUUCCGGUGUGGAGGCUGCGUGCAGCGUGCUGGCCUCAUCAUCGUCGCUGCAGCGCUCGCUCGAGCAGCACGGCCCUAGGCUCGGCUUCAGCGAGUGGCUGCAGAUGGAACUGCGAGUUGAUUCGGAGCGUGAUUUUCUCACUCACACAGAGCGUGUACCCCGCGUGCAUCCUCGAGGCCAUAAAAGUUGGCCAGGACGGGCUCUGGGGCGAGGAGAAAUUAAAAGUGUCGGGUUCGAACACCAGCGCUGGAAGAUCUUCACUCAAUUCCUUCCGUGCCCCGUGGCUCAUGGCGGCUGUGGCAGCUCCUACCACGUGGCCUGCAAGCUCCUCCUGUCCACCCUGCUCCAUACACAUGCCCAGCCGAGUAAGGCUGGGGGUCGUGACCUCUCUUCCCCAUGCAAUCGCAGCAGCAGCUGCUUCUCCGAGUUCUUGUGCCGGCUGCAGGAGGUGGCGGUUGAUGUGGAGGUUCCGUCCACAUCACUGGGCGACGAAGUUCCCCAGCACUGGCUGCUCGAGGGACUGAGGGAGAGCUUCCAGCAAUUAGACGAGUGGCAGGCUGCAGGGCAACAGCAGCAGGCCGAGAGUUCUGCCACCCCCGAGCAAGAAACACUAAUGCACUCCUUUGUGAGGGUUCUGUUGGGCUUGCCUGCCGAGACCUUGCUCACGAGGCCUUCAAGAGACGACGCCAGCCUUCGUGACCUCUUCAGCCUGACCAACAACGAAUUAAGGGCUUUCUGCUGCGAGGGCUCCAUACUGCCUCAGAGCAUCACUCUGCAUAUCACAAGAGGCAUACUGCUCAAGUGCUCGCGUUCACCGCACUGCUACGAGGCUGUGGCCUCCGUGUGGCUCCAGCUACUGAAGUCGUCGCCCCUCCUGUUCGUCUCCAUCACAGGCUGGUGGCUUCAGCUGAGGCCCGUGCUGUCCGUGCUAUGUGGCCACUCGCCCUGGAAGGCCGGAUUGCCCAAUGAACUCCUCCGCCUGGAUGAAGCCUACUCCUGUGCCCAGCAGCUCGUGCAGGGCUGUGUUGGCUCCACUGUCACCGCGGACGUCCCCGGAGACAGAGCGUGGGCCUGGGCCGUAGCGCUGCACCGAGUGGCCGGGAUGGCAGCCGCAGCCAUUCUGCGCCGGACGAGCAUCCUGUCGGUGAACGUCCUUGUGGCUCUUUUUCAGCUCACCCUCGGGGACUCGCUGAGCCUCACCCUCUGCUCCAGGUUCACAGAAGACAUCUGGAGAGAGAAGCUCGUGGAGCUGAAUGUCCUCGCACUGGAGCUUGGAAGGAGAGGAGUCUCGUGGGUUUCAUUCUUUAAGUCUGAAGCAGUGGAGUCCAGGUUGGACUUUGGGCGAUGGAGAAACCUCAACUCGGAUGCGCUGCUUAAGGGAGCCCCGGUGAUCUUCUUAAGCUUGCUGGAGGCUCUUGUGGGCACGUGGCUGGGGGGGAGCUCCGAACCGGCUCUGCAGCCAACUGUGACUGACGUGGACCUCCUGGUGGUGGCCGUGGAGAUGCACUCAUCCCUCGCCUCCCUCUUCGCAUCCCCGCAGAGAGAGAGCACAGGCAGCCUGCAUUUGUCAGACACGUUCCUGCCGUUGGAUCUGAUUCACAGGAGCAAGCAGCUGCUUUUGAGGCUCGUUCCCCGGUGCCCCUGCCCAGCGCGCACACACGAGACGUGGCUGACAGCUGUUGACCCAGAGCUAAGGGCUGCCCUGGACCACUUCUCGCAGAGAAGCUGACAUGGAAGCACAAAAAUCCUCCCGUCUGUGCCCAUGAGCACACCAAUUUCAGCUGGCCCACCGAGUGGGCUGCAAUGGUGGCGAGAUGUUCACUACCUCGUCUGGUAUACAAAAGGUUGUGGGUUCGAUCCCAAGCCUGACGCCUGCUGUAUAUUUGGAGUUUACGUGUCUCUCUCCCUG
This is a messenger RNA of Petromyzon marinus (sea lamprey), 7194 nucleotides long. The record is from RefSeq and is a predicted model, not a curated record. NCBI's taxonomy places the organism in Eukaryota, Metazoa, Chordata, Hyperoartia, Petromyzontiformes, Petromyzontidae.